UACAUAUACCAAUUUUAAUGUAAUUCCUUUGUGAAAUAUAGAUAGCGUAAGAUGAAUUUUGAUAAUGGAAACGAUUCUAACGUUUUACCUGUUGAAAACGAAUAUGAGACCAACAUCAUGGACACUGAUGAUACAUCAAAUUAUCAACAAGAAACAAUGAACCAAAAUCGUACAAAACCUCUAUCGCCUCUCGGAUGCGAAGUGAAAAAGAAGAAAAGAUUCAUCUGCGUCUUCACAAUUUUCUUGCUGGUCGAUAUUCUCAUCACUGCAAUUUGCUUAGUAUUUGUGAUGCAGGGGAAAGCGGGGGAAAAUAAUGAAGCUCGAGCAGAUUACGCAGCCUAUACAAACAUAUCAGAAUUAAGAAAUGAACUUCCAUCAGAAUGGAGAAAUAUUUCUGAUACGAAAUUGCUCAACAAAAUCGAAAGAAUUUCUCAUAAAAUUGAUCAUAAGAGGAAAGUUCGUCUCGCCGGCGGAAAAACAGAAAAAGAAGGGCGUGUGGAAAUUUUGUACAUGGGUGAAUGGGGAACCGUUUGCGACGAUACUUGGGGUACAAAUGAAGCUCAGGUUAUCUGUGAAAUGUUGGAUUUCUCUGAGGCAUUAGAGGCUCCGACAAACGCACGUUUUGGACCCGGAAGGGGUCGCAUUUGGCUUGAUCAAGUUAAUUGCGGUGGAAUAGAGACCAGUAUUGGUGACUGUCUACACGAAAGUUGGGGACAUCACAACUGUAGGCAUGACGAGGACGCAUCGGUCAUUUGUGAAUAAGAACUAACUCUUGAUGAACCAAGUAUUCUGUUUUCGGUUUCGAAAAGACUGCCAGAUUAAAAAAAAUUCUAUCAUAUUUAUUGCAUGAAAUCUUGUAUUGCUGUUUCAGUUUCGGAAUAUCAGAACCCAUAUGCUCGUAGUGCCCAGAAAUUUUGCGUUUCUGUGAAAUAGGUUCUUGACACUGAGCAUAACAUUUUACGAAAAGUUCAACACAGAAAAACUCAGAACUAUAAGACUACCGGUCUCAAAGGAUGUGAAUCAAGAUGGCGGACACCGGAACGUACGGUAGUAUGUGAACCAGGUUAGGCUAUAUUUUCAGGUACAAAUAUUGCAGAAGUCACUUGGCUGGUUCCCGAACUCGUAAUAUAACUAAAAUAAGAAGUAUUGGAAUAAAAUUAUGGCCUAACCCUAACCUUGUACACAUACUACGUUCCGGUGUCCGGCAUCUUGUUUCACGCACUUCGGGAGGGUCGAAACUCCAACGUUUUUACCUUAUUAAAUUAUGCCAGUCCUCCAGGUCCUCUGCAUUUUGUUUGUCCGUUUGUUUCUU
This is a messenger RNA of Styela clava, 1312 nucleotides long. RefSeq lists its product as uncharacterized. Gene Ontology annotation, cellular component: membrane. Lineage: Eukaryota; Metazoa; Chordata; Ascidiacea; Stolidobranchia; Styelidae. The record is from RefSeq and is a predicted model, not a curated record.